AAACCAAAGGAACGACAACUAAAUCAACAAGAGGAACUACAAAAACUCAGCCUAUCGUUAUUCCUAAAGCAUCACAAUUCUGAAAAGCACUAUAAUCAUCAUAUAUGUCAUGUCAUCGUUCAAUCAUCUUUCCCACAGUCUUCUACGCCACAAUCAACUAAUCUAUCGAAAUAUACGAUGUUUGUGGUUGAUAGAAAUAAAUCAUCAAGUGAUCCUUCUGUGUCAUCUAAAACCUAUAAAACUACCACACUUGAGAUUUAUUCUCAUGAACCACUAAACAAACACUACUUAUCAACCAGUUUCUUUCAUAUGGAUAACAACGAAAAGGGAAUGCAAAAAGGUAAGGAAGUUUCACCUGAAAUGAUUCCAUUACCUGAGACUCCUCUUCCAAUUAGAACACCUGUAAAAACAAAAUUUACACCUGAACAAAAAGAAGCACCGCUUUUUGAAGUUGAAGAACAGUCAAAUAUUGAACCAGACAUUCAAUCAAAAAAAGUGGGUGCAACCGCAGAUAUACCCAUAAGUACUAACAUUUCUAAACCACCAGGUAAUUCUGAAGAGGGGACUUUUAACUCUGAAAAAGGAGAACAUGAAGAAGGAUCUGAAAAAGAAAGAUCGAUUAUUCCUCCGAUCACCAAACAACUUCCAAAGAUCGAAGUAUCAUCGAUAAAAAACAUCUGGUCCAACAACCUGUUCCUUCGUAUCCUAGUUUACAUUAUAGCCGCAUUCUCCUCAAUACCUGUACUUACGCUUCUUGGAUGGACAGUUGUCACGGCCACAAUUAUUAUUGGAAUCGCCGGGAUUGGAAUCGCCAUCGCUGAGUCAUGUGCUUUGGGAUGCGGUAGUUGCGUCUGUUUUCCAGUGUUUGGUGUGUUGAUAUUUGUCGCUUUUCUUAGCGCGUUGCUGGGUGGAUUAGGUUACUGUAGUUACUCUCUUCUUUUAAGUCUGUUAGCUUUCACAGGGUUUAGCCUAGGAAAAAAUGCACGUGAGCGAAGCGAGUUUCUAUCUCAAUUAUCUUAUGAGAACAAAUUUAGCAGUGGUUAA
Molecule: messenger RNA, 1044 nt
Organism: Ambispora leptoticha
Lineage: Eukaryota; Fungi; Glomeromycota; Glomeromycetes; Archaeosporales; Ambisporaceae
Source: the annotation of a GenBank genome assembly